Molecule: messenger RNA, 849 nt
Organism: Sparassis crispa
Lineage: Eukaryota; Fungi; Basidiomycota; Agaricomycetes; Polyporales; Sparassidaceae
Exons: 3
Coding region: 1-849 (282 amino acids)
Source: RefSeq, a predicted model, not a curated record
AUGAACUCUUCUUUGUUCGCCGAUCCCCUUUGUUUGACUUCCACCUUCAUAUGGGAUGGCCAACAGGCCGGCCACCUAGAUGCAUUCAUAGACCCGUUUUCAUUCUUUCACUCUUCAUCGGCGCGUGCUCUGUCUUCUGGCUUCUCACCUCUCGAGCCGUUGCCCCUGGGGAAUGUUUCAGCUCCGUGGCCUACACUUGAGCACUCGCUUCCUCCGAUAACCACCCACUAUGGGCAGCCUUCUCCACCCUCGCUUUGCCGGUCAUAUCGUAGCGCUGGUGCAAUGCAUGGCUCUCGAUUCAUGCCGUAUCCCUCUCCUGCCUGCCAGUGGUCAAAUUCGUCGUCCUCGGUCAAUUCAUCCCCAGACCCUCUUUUCAGCGCCAUGGCGGAUGUCGGUCUUGAUUCCACCUCCAUCUCUCCGGAAUCCGCGGUAUCCUCGCCCACGAGCUCAAUCUCCAGCUUCACACCGCGCAUGGUGCAGGUCAGCGAACCGGUCCCUCUCCUACCAUGCGGCUCGAAGACAUGUCCAUUUUGUGAUUUUCCUUUCAAACGCAAGGCUGACCUUCACCGGCACGUCAAAUCCCAUUACCCACCAGAUUAUAAACCCUUGUGCGGCGGUCUUCCGCUUGGGGAGGCUAUCAAGGCUGGGGUGGAUCUGGAGACUGCGAACAUGUGGGAAUUCGAGGGUGUGGUGUAUGCUGGUGGCUGCAUGUCCGUUUUCAGCAGGACGGACUCGUUGAAGAGGCAUUUGAAGAACUCGAGGAAAGAUGUGUUGCAGGGGAAGAAGGCGAAUUUGUGCGUCGCAUCCAUCUACACCCCAUACAAUGUCGCACGUCUGCGGAAACAUUAA